AUGGUAGACAUCUCGAGGAAAGACACUCUCAUUCUCGAAAAGACCAUCUCGUACUUGGAAGCUGGGCCUCAGGACGCACCGUUGCUGAUCUUCGUUCAUGGAUGGCCGGCGAUUGCUGACGUCUGGAAACCCCAGAUUCUUACUUUCGCUGGCCUAGGCUUUCGGGUUGUUGCCCCAGAUCUGCCCGGCUUCGGCAAGUCCUUCAAAUCCGACAACAAAAAAGAUUUCUCCUUGAAGUGGGUCAAUACAAUUCUCCUGAGGUUCCUGAAGCAUCUUGGCCGAACACAGGCUAUAUGGAUUGGGCAUGACUGGGGCGCUGGCGUCGUUUGGUCCUUGCUUUCACAUUAUCCGGAGAACUGCAUUGGUGUUGCCAAUAUGUGCAUCGCCUAUCGAACCAUCGAAUGUGGUGUUCAAGAAGGACUCAUCAAACAUGCCGAUCGGGAACUAUACCCUGAAGACCAAUACCCAAAUGCACAGUGGGAUUAUAUGGUAUACUACCAAGACGAAAAGAAUUUCGACAAAUGCAUUCGAGACUUUGAGAGCGAUAUCCCAAAUUUCUUUCGGGUUGUUUAUCGCAAAGGCGAUCCAGAAACCUUGAACACGCCGACGUUUACAGCCUCAAUUACGAAGAACAACGGCUGGUUUGGUGAGGAAGGCAAACCACCCGAGCUUCCACUUGACACCGAUGUCCUCAAUCAGGAGACUCACGCGAAGCUCGUAGAAGCAUUUCAGGAGAGUGGCUUCCGUUCACCAACAUCAUACUAUCUCAAUAUGGAGGACAACGCUCAAUAUACUGAGGACUGGCAGAUAAAUGAAGGGUUGGUCAACCUCCCAGUUCUCUUCAUUGGAGCCAAGUACGAUUCCGUCGCGAUGACAGCAAAGAAGUCCAAAGCUACGGAACAGAUGAGGAACUUCUGCCGUAAAUUCACCCAGGUCAACAUCGCUGGCGGGCAUUGGAUAGCACAGGAGAAGCCGGAAGAAGUCAACGCUGCCAUUGCGAAAUGGAUCGCGACGGCCCUUCCAGCAUCGGUCUGGCCGGCUCCCCAGCCAGAAUCCUAA
Exophiala aquamarina CBS 119918 is the source of this 1059-nucleotide messenger RNA. RefSeq lists its product as uncharacterized. Bases 1 to 1059 code for a protein of 352 amino acids. The record is from RefSeq and is a predicted model, not a curated record. NCBI's taxonomy places the organism in Eukaryota, Fungi, Ascomycota, Eurotiomycetes, Chaetothyriales, Herpotrichiellaceae. Gene Ontology annotation, molecular function: hydrolase activity. The transcript has a single exon.